Molecule: messenger RNA, 1633 nt
Organism: Periconia digitata
Lineage: Eukaryota; Fungi; Ascomycota; Dothideomycetes; Pleosporales; Periconiaceae
Source: the annotation of a GenBank genome assembly
CACUCCAAAUUCUCCAACGCAUUUUCUCGCCCAUUGGUGCCUAUAAUUCAUUAUGCCUUCAAACCAAAAACAGAUCGAGGAUAUUGCCCGCGGUGAGGGGCACAAAAGUUUUGAAGAUGCUUCCCUUGAUACCAUCCAGUCGCGCAGCACAGGCAAGGAAUCCAACGAGAAAGGACCGCACGUCCUAGACGAGAUCAGAGAUUCCGAGCACACAGGCUGGUCCUUCUCCACCAAGAAGAAGUGGUGGAUUCUCACCGUCGUCGCUCUCUGCCAGACGAGCAUGAAUUUUAAUGCUGCCGUCUACUCCAACGCCGUCAAACCUAUCAACGAGCAGUUGGGUAUCAGCACUGCGCGUACUGGGAUGACAGCCUUCCUCAUCACGUACGCUUUUGGCUGUGAGUUCUGGGCGCCGUGGUCGGAAGAGUUUGGCCGUUGGCCCAUCAUGCAGGCUUCGCUAUUCUUCAUCAAUGCUUUCCAGUUCUUUCCGUCAUUCGCAAAUACUUGGUGCGAAUACCUGUCUGCUCGUGUUCUGUGUGGGUUUUCUACCGCAGGCGGUUCGGUGACAUUGGGGAUGGUUGCCGACAUGUUUGACGCCGACGAGCAGCAAUAUGCCGUUCUGUGGGCUUCUUUCUGGUCCUGUGCUGGCAGCGUCCUCGGUGGCAUUGUAGGAGGACCAAUCGAGCAGUAUCUCGACGUGCACUGGAACUUCCGUAUCCAACUCAUCUUCGGCAUCGUGGUCCAACUCCUCCACGCAUUCACUGUCCCCGAAACCCUCGCAGCCAAGAUGCUCGGCAAGUACGCUCAAAAAGAGCGCAAGAAGAACCCUGAUCUCGAGAUCUACGGUCCCCACGAGAACAAGAGCCUCAAACAACGCCUGCAACCACUAGAGGUACUGAAAACCAUGGGUCGUCCUUACUAUAUGCUUAUCUUCGAACCCGUCGUGCUUUUCCUCUCUUUGCUCAGCGGAUUCAGCGAUGCUCUUAUAUUCAGUUUUCUCGAAUCAUACGGCAUUGUGUUCGGACAGUGGAACUUCACACCCACACAGCUCGGUCUCGCCAUGAUAGCCCUGCUCCUCGGAUACAUCUUCGCAUACCUGAGCUUCUUCCCCAUUAUCCGCAACCACAAUCAACGCCGCAUCCACAAUCCAGCCUCGCUCACCGAAGAAAGUCGCCUCUGGUGGCUUCUCUUCCUCGCACCGCUGCUUCCGCUCGGGCUCCUCGGUUCUGCGUUCACUGUCACCGGUCCUCCGCUCCCAUGGAUCGCGCCUCUCGUGUUUGCGGUGCUGAUCGGCGCUGCGAAUAUGGCGAUAUACUACGCCACCAUCGAUUACAUGGUUGCUUCGUACGGUGGCAAGUACGCUGCGUCUGCCACGGGUGGUAAUGGUUUCUCUCGGGAUCUUCUGGCUGGUCUGUGUGCCAUCUACACGGGACCUAUGUACAAGAGACUUGGCACGCAGAAUUCGACGUUCUUGCUGUUUGGCGUGUCGGUUUUGGUUUGCAUUCCCGUUUAUGUCUUCUAUUGGUAUGGCCCGACUAUUCGCGAGAGGAGUAAGAUGGCGGAGAAGAUCAAAGCGGAGAAAGCUGAGAUCGCGUUGAAGAGGCAGCAAACGCGGGAGUCGCGUGCACAGGUAUAA